Molecule: messenger RNA, 1293 nt
Organism: Ixodes scapularis (black-legged tick)
Lineage: Eukaryota; Metazoa; Arthropoda; Arachnida; Ixodida; Ixodidae
Exons: 3
Coding region: 75-1214 (379 amino acids)
Source: RefSeq, a predicted model, not a curated record
AUGGCCUGAGGGCUUCCGCAGCCGAGCUCCGAGAUCCCAGGCCGUCCCCCGGUUCGAUUGCUGAGGCAAUAAAGAUGAAGUUGAUCCGCUGGGUAGAGGUCCACAUCGGCAGAUCCCGCAAGAAGGCUAAGAAGACACCGACCAAGCGCCAGGGCUCUCCGUGCGACGCCCUCCCCGAAACCCCGACCCACACCACGACCUCCUGCCCCCGCAGCCCGGCGGUCGACGUGGGCCCGGGCUCGCAGCGGCUGCCCAAGGCCGCUGCGCACAUCCGCACCAGCUUCCUUGACCAGGCGCCGGUGUCUCCUGCCGACGCCAGCUCGCCCCGGCAGCGCAGUCGCAUCAAGACCAACCCGUGGAUCCGGUCCCCGCGGAGCCCCUGCGGCAGCAGCUCGGCGGACAGCGGCUGGGCGGGCUCGCGCUCCUCAACCGGUUCCGAGAGCUCCGAGCCAGGCGACCUGGCGCUGCACGAGGCCCCCUGGUACAGCCACUGGACAUCGCUGUCCUCGCUGCGCAACCAUGCCGGGGCCGAGCUGGCCGCCGCGGGCCCCUGGCCUGCGCAGGGGCUGCGGCCGCGGACGGCAUCGACGCUAGAGUCGUACCGCGGCAGACCACAGCCCCGGGCCGCCCGGGAACCGCCGCCGACGCUGCUCGGCUCCACCGCCAGCGACGGCUUCCUGCGGCGUCCGGAGUCGGCGCGGUUGUACCGUAAAGAAGCGCCCCGCAAGAGCCUCAUCACCCACAUCAGCGACGGCAGCAGCAGCAGCAGCAGUAGCAGCGGGAGCAGCAGCGACGACGAAGCCUACUCCGAGGACUUUGUCCAGUCCGAGGAUAGCGACGUAGUGACCGUGGUGAAGGCGGUGACCAGCCCGCAGACGGACUCGGCGUGCGACCCGGGCAGCUACACGACGACUCCGCUGUCCGAGUGCUGCACGCAGCUGCACGGCCCGGCAGCCGAGACCCUGUCCGACAAGGUGCGUCGGCUCAGGGCCCAGAGGCUCCUGGUGCAGCACAAGAUGCAGGAGGCCCGGCUGGAAGAGCAGCUGUCGCGCGAGCAGCGCAUUCUCCUCCACCAGGAGCUCAUGCAGUUCCGCAGGCUCAUGCUGCUCAAGACGCUCCAGGGACUCCGCUCCGACCUGGAGCACCGCACCGCCUCUUCGUCGCCAUCGCAGUUGCGCAAGGAAGACGGUGCUUCGACGGUUGACCAGCAUUGACGCGUCGCGGGCCUGUAUCUAUGGACAGCAUCGACUCGAAGGGCCGUCGCCUCGAAGGGAUGUCGGUUCCUCGUCGCCC